Lolium perenne is the source of this 387-nucleotide messenger RNA. The record is from RefSeq and is a predicted model, not a curated record. Lineage: Eukaryota; Viridiplantae; Streptophyta; Magnoliopsida; Poales; Poaceae.
AUGAGGAUUUUGAAUUGGGGAGAGGAUAAGCGGUUCGAUGAGAUGCGCAGCAACUUGGGAAAAUUAGCUGUCUUUUGGAUUUUCCAGGCUGUCUGGGUUUGGACUGUCAGCUUGCCUGUUACAAUUGUGAAUGCCAGUGACAGAAACCCUUCGAUUGAAGCUCGGGAUAUCAUUGGUUGGAUCAUGUGGGUCAUUGGAUUAUCUGUGAAAGCUAUAGCAGAUCAACAGAAGCUUAAGUUCAAGAAUUCUCCAAGCAAUAAGGGAAAGUGGUGUAAUGUGGGUCUUUGGAGUUAUACUCGCCACCCAAAUUACUUUGGCGAGGAUGCACUAACUAUUAUCCGCAACAACGUGAAAUACAUCAUGCUUGUUCUGGGUUUGGUGAUUUAG